AGCACCAAUAGCGUUACAGCUUUGAAUAAUUUAUCACAUAAAUGUAUUUCACGGAAAUCUGUUAGAUAAAAUGAAAAACUAAGAUUAUACAAAAUGGUCUUUCCUUAGCCAAGAUCAAGGAGAGGUUCUACGUUUCAUCCUCGUCGUGUGAGACAAUUAUGAGCGGCGGACUGGAUCAAUAGGAACUGUGUUGUCAUUUGUGCAAUAGGGAAAAGAGGGCACGGGUUUUAGCAGUUGCUCCGACCACCAUGACCCGAGUGUUGGCUUGGCUGAUUUUACUCAAAGUUCUACAGGUGUCUACAGGUGGCCUAGUGGUGAUCCAUGCAAGCUCUGAGACCAAGGAGUACUGGGUACCAAGAGAGCAUGUGACACUCGGAGUGCAAGACUCGGACACUGUGGGCUACCUGAUAGAUCAGCUCUGCUACAUCUUUCAUCGCUCGCGCAAGAUGGCACAGCAUAAGGAGAACUACCCUUGCCAAAGUAGAUCAAAAGCGUUAAUGCUCUAUAACCCUGACUCUAAGGCAGAGUACAGAGAUACAGAGUUCUCACUUGGCUUCUACAAGAUAACCAACGGAACUAGACUAUACUUGUACUACUCGUAAUGAGUGGCAAGGCCCCCGACUUGGUUGGCCCCGGAGCGCUAAGACAUAAAUUGUCAGUUGGGUUUUAUAAGGUAACGAAUGGAAGUAGGUUGUACUCAUUCCAAGGGCCAAAGUAUACUACGUUUAAUGAGUAGAUAUAUGACAAAAUGGGGAUGUGAAUUAUCCAAGGUAAAAAUGACAAAAACUGCUGUGCUUGCAUCACAGGCGCAUAGGAAAAAUUUGCU
This is a messenger RNA of Nematostella vectensis (starlet sea anemone), 826 nucleotides long. RefSeq lists its product as uncharacterized. Lineage: Eukaryota; Metazoa; Cnidaria; Anthozoa; Actiniaria; Edwardsiidae. The record is from RefSeq and is a predicted model, not a curated record. The transcript is spliced from 3 exons. Bases 249 to 602 code for a protein of 117 amino acids.